Molecule: messenger RNA, 6067 nt
Organism: Homalodisca vitripennis (glassy-winged sharpshooter)
Lineage: Eukaryota; Metazoa; Arthropoda; Insecta; Hemiptera; Cicadellidae
Gene: NFAT
Product: nuclear factor of activated T-cells 5
Exons: 16
Coding region: 166-4767 (1533 amino acids)
Biological process (GO): regulation of transcription by RNA polymerase II
Cellular component (GO): transcription regulator complex
Molecular function (GO): transcription factor binding; DNA-binding transcription factor activity, RNA polymerase II-specific; RNA polymerase II cis-regulatory region sequence-specific DNA binding
Source: RefSeq, a predicted model, not a curated record
AUAGAUGUGUUGACAGGUUUGGAUAGUGAUUGUAGUUUUAAGUUGAACUUUAAUUCAGUUAUAGUGAACUUUAGCCUCCACAAUGCUGUUAAAACAUUUAAAAUCCCAAAACAGACUCAAGACUGCCUUCAUGGGAAAGUCUCCUAGAACCGGGACUGAUUUAUAAUGGUACUUCUGAAGAAAUCGAUGAUUUUGAGCAACAAACGUGGAAUGGUCAAGCUGACGGCGGGCCUGAUGACUGUCGUUCCUAAGAGUCACCGCAAGGUCAUUAAAGUCGCCAGCAAACGACCAGCCGCCAUCCUCAGAGCCCCAGCAUCAGCUGUAAAACGAGAGCAUAUUCCUGUAGAUCCUUGUGACAACUCAAACGACUCAGGACUUGGCUUCGAUCACCACAUUGAUUAUCACUCGAGCAUCGCGUCUCACCCCACCCUGUGCUUCUCGGACAAAGAGACCGGGUGGCAGACUGAGGAGCCAGCGGAAGCGAAGAGACGAAGGCUGGAGAUCAAACUGGAAUCUGAUGACGCAAACGAUAACUUCACUUUCCCACAAACUGUAAGACAAGUGCCCAGGGCUAUCUGUGUACCAGUGCGAGCGCGUACCAGCCGAGUGGUGUCGGUGCCAGCGCCGCUCAGCUCGCAGCUGUCAGCCACCUCGCAGAACGGGCUGACUCAGCUGCUGAUAGUGUGCCAGCCAGAGCAGCAGCACCGAGCCCGGUACCAGACGGAGGGCAGCCGAGGUGCCGUCAAGGACCGGACGGGCAAUGGCUUCCCCGUUGUCAAGCUGGUGGGCUACGAUGGGCCGGCAACACUGCAGGUGUUUAUAGGUACGGACCAGGGACGUGUGGUCCCCCAUAUGUUCUACCAGGCCUGUCGUGUCUCUGGCAAGAACUCCACCCCCUGCGUAGAGAAGAAGGUGGACGGCACAAUAGUCAUCGAAGUGGACAUUGAACCCUCGAAGGACAUGGUGGUUACGUGUGACUGUGUGGGGAUCCUGAAGGAACGCAAUGUCGAUGUGGAACAUAGGUUCCCAGAGGAAGGGACGGGUCGAACCAAGAAGAAGUCGACCCGCUGCCGGAUGGUAUUUCGGACAACUAUCACUAAUCCGGACGGCUCACAGGAGACUCUGCAGGUCACCUCACAGCCAAUAGUAUGCACCCAGCCGCCUGGUGUGCCAGAGAUCUGCAAGAAGUCACUGUCAUCCUGCAGUGUCCGUGGUGGCCAGGAGCUUUUUGUCCUGGGCAAGAACUUCCUCAAGGACACACGAGUACUGUUCCAGGAGGGUGACUCCACCAACCCUUCCUGGUCCCAGAGUGUACAACCGGACAAGGAGUUUCUCCAACAGUCACACCUGGUGUGUACCGUGCCACCGUACCACCGUGUUGACAUCUCAGAGCCGGUUACAAUCCGGUUACUGGUGGAAUCUAGUGGCAAGGCCAGUGAGCCCCACACGUUUCUCUACUUGCCGGAUACGUCUCCGCCACACUCAGACAAUAACACAGUUUUGGUCCCAGAGGGAAAUGUUGUCACCAAUUCCAUCAGUUCACAAGUUAAGUUCCUGAAGCAGGCUCAACGAUGCAGAGGAUCUGUGAUUUUUCAUCAACGUCGAUAUAAUAAAAACGGUGGCAGCCCUGGAGUGUUCCCCAGCCACUUGCCCCAACCAGUGGCUGCAUCACUUCUCAUGUCCUCUGAGACCCCUGUCACAGCGACUUUCAUCCCCUCUCAGACUUCCACAGGGAGGGAAGAUAACAUACAUCCCGUUAUGAUGUGGGAUAAGACGAUGCCAGUGGACGUGAUGAUGCCACCACCACCUCCUGCUCUACUGCCAAUUUCAGGUCGAAGAUCUUCAGUGCAGAUGAUUGUACCAGAGCCUCUCGAACCGGAAAAUCUGAAACAAGAAGUUUCUGAGGAAGCACCCAAGCCCUUAUCUGAUCUCUCAAGCAGCCAGCAACCCUCUAUGGACACAUUUCGCAGAUUUGUCACCAACAACACUCUUCCUUCCAUCACUGUUGAAAGCUAUCUAUCCAACAUCGAGGGGAACGCUGCGUUUGGUAACAAAGUGGUCAAAUCUCAGUUAAUCAGUGAAAUGCCACGGAUAAUGAUACCAUCAUCAACAGUUGUCAGUAAGCCACUGGCCUCGAGUGAUUCUUCCAGUCUUUUAACUACUGUUGAGCCUAUGCUUGUCAGCCAACCUGUCGGGAUGACGUUUGACGGUAGGAACAUGUGUGCCAGCUCGUCUGUUUCUCAGGCCUCCCACGAAAACAUCAGUGUCAUCGUGCCUUCUCCUCUGAUUCAGAAAAAGUCUUCUGAAUCACUCGUAUCCCAAGAGAUCCAACAACAAGAACAGAUUCCACAGUCACAAAGUGUUGGACUCGAUUUGUUGAUGAGAUCUGCUCUCAAUGAGCGACCUCCAACGAUGACCGAAAAGCUGGAUGCUUUUGUCAAUUCUGCAGCAGACAGCCAUAUCAGUCCCAAUCCAAACUCCACGAUCACAUCUGUUAUUACUGAAAAUUCAGUAGUGAACCCCAUCAAUGAUAUGGUUGUAAACACCGCCACCAACAUGAGCAAACUACAGGAGCAAAACAUGUCACCAAUUACCCAGUCGUCUGCAAUAUCAAUGUCUCCACAAACAAGUCCUCACCAUAGCUCUGCCAAUGUUGGCGAUGGAUCACUUUGCUCUAUUAUAAAUUCGCCACAGAACACAUCUGGUCAAUCUCAUGUUGUUUCCAGCAUCCAAGCCACUUUGGAACAUCACUUGAACAGCCAGAGUGCAAACUCGGCUCAGGCAAACAUUAACGACUUGAUUAAAACUUCUCAAACAGUAACGGCCGGUCAAGCUCAAGUUUAUUCAAACUUACAAUCAUCUAUAGAACAGUUAACCUCCCAGGCUCUGAGUUCUUCACAGAUGACUCAUUCUGAGAUCAACAGUAUAAUACAGUCUUCACAACCGACUCCGACGAGUCAAGCCCAUGUAAUGUCAAAUUUACAAUCUCUAGAACAACAUCUGUCACCGCCACCUGUCAAUUCAGGUCAGAUAAUUCAUCCCGAUUUGAAUAAUCUGAUGCAGUCUUCUCAGUCCUCUACUCAAGAACACACACUGGCAAAUCUUCAAGCCUCUUUGGAGCAACAAAUGUCAUCGCAUAACAUGACUUCUCAGCCGCAAAUGAAUCUGAGCAACCUGAUACAGUCGGCAUCACAAGAGUCUACACGUGAGGCUCAGGCAUUAUCUAACUUGCAAGCAUCUCUGGAACAACACCUUUCUCAAGGACUUAACUCUACACAAAUGAUUCACUCUGAAUCCAUUCAACCAACAAAUUUGUCUAUGGGAAGUAUCGGGAAAACUAUCCAGACAUCCACCCAAAGUCCUACUAUCAGUGAAAAUCAAAGCUUAUCAAAUCUUCAAGCUUCACUGGAACACCAUAUGUCUUCACAAAUAUUGAGUUCCGUACAAGCAGCUCAUGAGUCGCUAACAAACGGAAACAUUUCCAUGAACACUUUAAAUUCUUCGGUGCCAACUUCCCCUCAGAUUCAAAUCGCUGUCAGUCAAGCUCAAGUAUUAUCCAAUCUCCAAGCUUCUCUUGAACAUCAUCUAGCCUCUCAGGUGGCUGCUUCAGUUCAGUCGAUACAUGAAACAGUGACGAGUAGUCAGAUGACGACUAAUUUAAAUUCUCCAGUCGAGAAUUCCUCGCAAGUCGCUGUAAGCCAAGGUCAAACAUUAUCAGGCCUCCAAAUGUCCCUUGAGCACCUGAGUCCUCGGGUCAUGACAUCGCCCCAACCGACCCACGAGAAUAUGUCAGUCGGCAGUAUUUCACUAAACAAUACGAUGCAAACUUCUCCAGUUCAAAUUUCAGUUAGUCAAGCCCAGACACUAUCUGACCUUCAUGCGUCUCUUGAACAUCAUCUGUCUUCCAACGUCAUGGCCUCAUCUCAGCCAUCUGAAACAAUCAUACCUGUAGAAAGGCUAAACAAUCAGAUUCCAACUUCUCCACAGCAGUCAUCAAAUCAAAAUCUGUCAAGUUUUCAGGCAUCUAUAGAUCAUCUCUCAUCACAAGUGUUAAGUUCACCUCAGUCCAGCCAUUCUGAACACAAUCUCUCCAUCAACGAUUCUCGGUCUAUGGAUUUAACCAGUCCCCUGUCAUUAAUGAAUUCCCAGACAAUAAACGUUGUCUCGGAUACAAGCAGUACUAACAGCCCCGUUAUGAUACUGUCACCGAAUUCUCGUCAGAGUCCUUCCUCCGUUCUUACAACUCCGGGUCUCUCGAUGAGCAACACGCCCACGAUGGCUCUGUCACCAGUGAACACGCUGGCGAUGGAUAUGAAUCCUUCCAACAUCGUUCUCAACGCUUCUCACACAAUGGUGUCAGCCGCAGACAUCACGAUGGGCAAUCCUCCAACACUCCUCAGUCAACCGGACGUCCAGAUGCAGACCUCUCCAGGUGUCCAGCUACAGACCAGUAUUAGCCAGUUCGAGCAGGUGGCAUCGAGGAUACCGGACAAGAUGGCGGCCAUGAGUCAGUACCAACACGGCCAAGGGUUGCAAGGCAUGGAUAAGGAAGUUGAUAGGAAGGACCCGGCAGGGUACAUGAUACAGCCGGGAACUGUUCAGCCUCAUGCAAACUACGAGAUAAAACCUCAACCCGUGAAGAAGUGCGAGGAACUGGCCAAUGAGCUGACUCAGAUGUCCGAACAUGAUCUCAUCAGUUACAUUAAUCCCAGCUGUUUUGAUACAGCUGACUUCACAUUUCUUGGCCAUGUUUCAUACAACAGGUAGAUGUGCGCGCAACCACAAAAAUAGAGUUUAGUCCUGAUGAAACGUCAGUAUUUAAGAAGAGACUGCACUGCUGUGACAGAACGAACGGAAGUGCUAUCUAGGACUGGGUGCUAAUCGAUAGUUAACGUUUACACCUCACCCGUGUGAACCAGGCUCGACCUCUGUGAGGGAUGUAUAUAUAUACGCUGAUCACAACUUAGUUGUGCCGGACCCAACCUAACUCAUAGUUUGGAUAUAAUCCGAAUCGUUAUUGUAUGUAAUGUAUUAUUUUAUAUAUUGAUGUAGUGUGUAGGUAUGUGUAAUAAAUAUUCAAUCACCGUUUGUGACAGUGCUGGGACAUGGCUGUAGCAGGUUCAUUGUUGUGUCAUUGUUACAAAAUAGGCUUAAAAUGUAUAUAAAAUGUUAUUAUUGAAAGUGAGAAAACUUUAAGAAUUAUUAAGAUUAUAUCGGAAUUUUGCAGAAUUUCGUAAUGUUAUAUUUUAUAUUAAGUUUGUUUACCUUAUUCUUUCGCAUUGUUAUCGGAUUCAAUUUCAAGUGAGACAUUGAUAAUGGUUAUAAAAUUGUUUACGUAUUGUCUGGAUCGAGUCGUGUAUUUAUUUUCUUUGAAUUACUAAUUUUUUUUACAUUUUGUGUUGAUUCCAGAUCUGUUGUCCAAUAUUUUGCUUUAACAUUUUCUCCAUUGAAGAAUAUUCAAGCUUUCUGUAAAAAUAUUAUACUCUAGUCUGUGAUUUUCAAGGCCCUCAAAUCUCAAGAGCCUCUAAAGAAAUCGUGAUUUUAAUGUAUAUUUCAUAUUUUCAUACUCAUAAUGAAGUUAUAUCAUGUAACAGUUGUAAUCAAUGCCAUUAAAAACAAAUGAUUAAAAAAAAUAACAUACAUUAGUAAAUAAAAAUUAGCAGAUUGUUUUUGAACAAGUGUUGUAUUAUCAAAAUGAGUUUUUUUGCAAAGUUCAUUGUCUUUAUUUCAAACAAAACGGGAAUAUUCCUUCACCAUUAACAUUGUUUAUUUCAGCUUUACAAUGCCGAGAAUUAGUUUUAGUUUCAAAUGGAAAAAUUAAAAAUAAUGUUACAUUUACAAAUCUCUUGGAAAUAUAUUAGACUGACUCGUCCUUAAUUAUAUGUAGUUAUUAUCUAAUUGUGUAACAAGUUUAUGCUUAUUAUCACGUUGUUAAUGAUGAUAUAAUAUUUAUGUUAAUGCUAUAAUAAUACGUGUUGUUUUGUUUUUUAAGAUUGGUUAACUACAUUGUUCCUGACAACAAUACUUUGUCGUACAGCACAAUGUAAUAAAUGUCUUUAUUUUUCAA